AUGAAAUUUAAUAUAUAAAUGCCCUUUGCAUCCCGCCUUCUCACUGCCUUGUCUCCAACUAUACGCCCUUUGUGUCCUACCUCCUCUACUUUUAAUAUUUUUAUUCGACGUACCUCGCCGCUUGCGUUAACCUCAACAAUAACAACAACAGCCCCAACAAGGAGACUCAAGACUCAAACUUCAAGCAUCGCAGAGUUCAACUCACAGGAAAAUAAGACGAAUAAGAGAGACAAAAUGACUGGUCAAAACCAAGCGCUCUGGCUCACAGAGCAAGAAGGCGACUUUGUCGUGCGCGAGGCGCCAUACUGGACGCCCGGCCCAGACGAUAUCUUGGUGCGGAAUAAAGCCGUGGCGAUAAAUCCGAUGGACUGGAAAAUCAAACUCUUUGGAAAACAUAUUCCCUUCCCAAGGACUUUUCCUGCUAUCAUCGGCGCAGACGUCGCGGGCGAAGUCGCCGAAGUUGGCGAGAACGUGACCAAAUUCAAAAAGGGCGAUAGAGUUAUUGGCAAAGCAAACUACGUGGCCACCGACCACCCCUCCACCGGCGCUUUCCAGCACUACACUGUCUGCCCUGCAUCUGGCAGCGCGAUUUUGCCUGACUCAAUCUCCUUCGCGGCCGGCUCUGUCCUCCCGCUCGCAAUCAGCACUGCCGCCAUGGGUCUCUAUCCUCCCCACCGUCUCGGCCUACCUCUUCCCUCCCCUUCCUCUGACGCCAAGAAGGGCAAAAUCCUACUAGUAUGGGGCGGCUCAUCCAGCUGCGGCAGCGCGGCGAUCCAGCUGGCCGCCGCAUCGGGGGCGCGCGUGAUCGCGACGGCGUCGGCCAAGAACUUUGCGUUUGUGAAGAGCGUCGGGGCAGAAGAAGUCGUGGAUUACAACGACGAUGAAGAAAAAGUCGUGCAGAGGCUGGUGGAGCGCAUUCGGGCCAUGCAGGGAUCGAGUAAAGACAAUGAAGAUAUAUACGGCGCAAUCGACGCAAUUGGCGAGGACAAGACCUGGCGCGCAACUGCGCAGGUGCUUCACGGGCUGGGAGGCGGCAAAGUAGUGAGCUUCUUGCCGUGGGGACAUGAGGGUGCGCCAGAGGGAGUGGAGGUUCAGGGCUUGAAUGAUACGUCUUCGCUUGGCAAGCUGACGGACAUCAACGAGGCGGUAUGGGGAAGAUUUGUGCCCGAGGGACUCAAGAAUGGUGCGCUCAAAGCGGUCCCUGCGCCCAUUGUUGUGGGUAAGAGUCUCGACGCGCUCCCGGAGGAAAUAAUGAAGAGCCAAGCGGGCGUCUCGGCGGGGAAGCUUGUCAUUGAGCUUUAAUGUAUACGGGAAUAGUCGAAGAAAACGAAUUAGGACUAUUACGGGAAAGCAGCGAAUUUU
Messenger RNA from Xylona heveae TC161, 1362 nucleotides. RefSeq names its product GroES-like protein. The transcript is spliced from 5 exons. Bases 19 to 1302 code for a protein of 427 amino acids. Gene Ontology annotation, molecular function: oxidoreductase activity, acting on NAD(P)H. Lineage: Eukaryota; Fungi; Ascomycota; Xylonomycetes; Xylonales; Xylonaceae. The record is from RefSeq and is a predicted model, not a curated record.